Messenger RNA from Ectocarpus sp. CCAP 1310/34, 693 nucleotides. NCBI's taxonomy places the organism in Eukaryota, Phaeophyceae, Ectocarpales, Ectocarpaceae. The record is from the annotation of a GenBank genome assembly.
AUGACAGCUCUUGGCAUGGGCGCAUUCCUCAGGGGUAUGCAGAGGCAGGGUGCGUUCCCGGACGGUCAGCCGCAGACCACGAUACGGCGUAUGGAUUUCGAGGAACGCGUCGUCGGACUGUUUGUUUAUGGAGUCGCCGCCGGUGACGGCCCUCUCUGAAUCGCUUGAUUGUUGAUAGGUGAGGCUGCACUACUGGACCUGAAAUUUGCCAGUGAAUUAUUCUCAAUUGCUCUCGUCCAGUCGACAGCAGUCAGUCAGUCAACAGUAGUCGACAACAAACUGGACUGGGGAGUGUUACCUUAUGGGGAAAGAAUCAAUCACCGAGGAAAUACAAGAUUUAGCGGCUGCUGCUUAGUGUGAUCAUAGACACGACUCUCACCUAGCAAACCUGUCCCCCAAUUCAGAUUUCGCCCUUUCCUUUGUGUGCGAAAGGGCUUCCUGCUGCCCUCCUCGUUGGCCUCCGACACCAUGUCCCGUUCAAGUAAGGUCAUGAGGUAGCGAACAGGGGCGUAAAUUUGUCGCGCUCCUUGCAGAUUGCUCGCGCUGUCCGCGGCAGCAAUGCCUCUGGAGACAAAGGGUGUGCCUCGCUUGGGGGAUGGGUGCUUGUUCGGGUUUUCGGUGGAUGUUGGCGGGCCCAACGCAGCAGAGAGGGGAGCCAAGGGAGACGCUGCGCCCUGUGGCGGUAGGACUCCU